CUGCUUCCCCAGUGCUGGGAUUAAAGUUUUGUACUACUAUACCCUGAAAACACUUAUUUAUUUUUUAUUUUUUUUAAUUUUGUUUCUAAAGGCAUGAUUGAGUUCAUCAAGUAUUAUUUACUUAUUUUAACAUUUUUAUGAUUUAUUUUUGUGUAUUGCCUGCAUGUGAAUAUGGAGAUUUGCCUAAGGAGGCCAGAGAGUGUAGGUUCCUUGAAGCUGGAGUCUGGGGCAAUUGUAAGCUGCCUGCUGUGGGUGCUGGAUUUGAACUCCCAAGAAUAUGUUCUCUUAACCACUAAGCUCUUUCUCCAGGCUUCAAACAUUGAUUUUUAAAUAGGUAUUCAUCUUCAGUGCAAAUGCUGAGUCCUUCAGGAGUAUUGCCUCCUUUUUAAUGAUCUUAUUGUAGAAACAAACGAUAUUUCCCUUCACACUUGACUUCAGAACAAAACUUCCUGGGUUUCUCUCUGCCAAACACGUGACUAUGUAUACUGCUUAACAAGUAAGGUGGUACUUCUCUGUUGGCUUUUCUACAAUUUUCCCGUCCUCCUACCCACCCUCAGAGAUGUUUUGGAUUUUACAUUUCCGAAUAAAAAAAGUAUCUAACACAUAUAAUUCCUAAGUUCCUUCUGCUCCUACCUAGUUAGCAUUUGUGAGUUGUCAGGAACAGUCUAGAAGACACUAAGUUUAACUAUAUGAGUUCCCCCAAAAACUAGAAAAUUAAGCAAGAUGUUUAGUUGAUUGUUUUUUUUUUUUUUAUACUCUCAUAUGUUCACACACACACACACACACAAAAUCACUUAAAGGCAAAAGAGAUCAUCAAGGAACAUGCAAGGAAUUUAAAGUGGUUAAAUUCAGACCUAUUACAGAAUUUUUACAAAAUAAAACACUUUCAUACUACCAUCAGAACACUGAUUUUCGUUACUCGGAAGAAUUCCUCUAGCUUUUCCACUCUAAAGUCUUGACAAUCCUUGACCUUCCCGCUCAGCCAGAACCUGGGCCAGGCGCGGCUGCGCGAAGUGCGCCGUCGCCAUGGUAACCGCGGAAGCCUGGGCCCUGGGUGAGGUAUUUUUGGAGUUAAUGGAGCCAGAAGAAGCUCUAGAAUCAGAGAGUUCAGAAAAGUCACUAUUUUCCUCACGGCAUGACUAUGAAGAAUCCCAAGAAGCAGAUGAAACAGGCACCGAGAACCCCCUCCUGCAGCCGACUCUCACCGGGGACGUAGAAGGUUUACAGAAGAUUUUUGAGGAUCCUGAAAAUCCUCACCAUGAGAAUGCUGUGCAGCUGCUUUUGGAAGAAGACAUUGUUGGGAGAAAUCUGCUGUAUGCAGCUUGCAUGGCUGGCAAAAGUGAUGUAAUUAGAGCUUUGGCAAAGUAUGGGGUGAAUCUGAAUGAGAAAACUGCCAGAGGGUACACACUCUUACACUGCGCUGCAGCCUGGGGCCGCCUGGAAACUUUGAAGGCCCUGGUGGAACUGGAUGUUGAUAUAGAGGCUUUGAACUUCCGGGGAGAGAAAGCUCGAGACGUUGCUGCUCGCUAUUCUCAGGCCGAAUGUGUUCAUUUUCUGGACCGGGCAGAUGCAAGGCUGAUUCUGAAAAAAUUUAUUACAAAAUCCUCUCUCAUCAUUACUGACCCAGAAAAGACACCAGGGAAACUCUUCAAGGAAGAUAAGAAUGCCAUCCUCAACGCAUGCCGCAUGAAAAAUGAGUGGUUGGAAAGCCACCCGGAGGCCUCCAUCAGUGAGCUUUUUGUGCAGAAACAACAACUGGAAGACAUUGUUUCCCCAAUCAUAGCAAAAAUGUCUACACCACAAUCUGCUUCUUUCAGGUCAAGUGAAAAGUGCCAGAUCAGUAAUUUAAGCCAUGGUCAGCAGAGACGUCAUGGAUGUACCUUCUACAGAUGCCACAUGGUGUAGGAGGCUACAUUACGUUUCUGUGUUACAUAAGAACAAACCUGUUCCUGCCAAAUUCAAGAAAUAGAUCCGGGGUUUUGCAGAAAUGUCUGGGUACAAAUGCAGUCACCUGGCUUUGUGUUAGACUGGCCAGAAUACUCACGACUGGCUCAGGGGCUGGGCCUCAGCUCCCCCAAACACUGCUCCUCCUGAGUCCUCCAAGCACCGCUCCUCCUGAGUCCUCUAAGCACAGCGCUUUUGAGAGUUUCCGCGUUCCUUCAGAAGUUAAUAGUUUUCUGUGUAACUGAAGCAAUAAAUUUCUACUUGACUAGGGAAUUCCAUUUUUAAAAGACGCAUUAAGCCAUUUGUAAAAGAAAAGUACUGUUUCCUCUCUUUCAAAAAGCAAAUACUAAGAAUUGUUUGGGGUUUUAGCCGUCUGAAUUAAAGUUCACCUGGAAAGGUGGGAUAUAGUUUCUGAGAAAAGCUCACAAAUCUGUCUCUUUUCCCCUCUUGGGGGUUUGGUAAUGUACUGUAAUAGACACCAGUCUCUUUUACAUUGCCUGUGUUUUAAAGUCAUGGUUACGGAAAGGGUCUUCAGAAAGUACUUUGCUAGUCAAGUCAAGUCAGGACCCUGAACUUCCUAAUACUUUGUGACUUUCUGGGGAAGCUUUUAUAAAAAAUAAUAAUAUAUAUAUUUAAAAAGGGAGAGAAUCUUUUUAUCACUUUCUCCUCUUUGUCUUGCUAUGCAAACUAUUUUUCACUUUAGAGGGUAAAAAAAACAAGGGAGCCAUUCAGUCAUACUCGUCAGGCGAUGUUCUCUUGGUUACAGUAUUGAGGCCAUCUUAUUUUAAAUGUUUCCCCAAAUUUCCAUGUUUUCUUUCUACAAGCAAUUACCAUUUGGCUUCCUUCAGCAGAAACACGAACACUAGGCCUACUCUGUGACACCGGAGUGUUCACCGCUUACGGGAGGCAGAGACCUGUGCGGCCCUUUUAGAAUGGUAUCUUUCAAGAUACUUGGUGCACAUCAGCACUGAGAUCACUAGAAAGAGCCUAGGUGUCUGUAGGGUUGGGGGUUGUUCUCAUUUUUAUUCUGUCACAUUCUCUGAGCCUUGAUCAUGAAUACAAUGAUGUUUUCUAGGCCUUUGCUCCUUAUAAGUAGGAAGGGAGUCUGAAAACUCAUUUUUAUUCCCAGGUAAGACAGAGCAUUCUUAACAACCUAUUAGAAUAACUUCUCUCUCCCUCUUUGCCUCACAAUCUUUGUCCUCAGCCAUUUUAUAGUCUUUGAUACACUUGCUAACACAGUAUUUGUACAGUCCCUUGAAUUGGCACCUUUAUACCAACUUUCUUAAAAUCUCCUUUUCUAACUCCCCACCAGCUUCUCUUCUUCUUGACCCUCAUUGUCAGAACCUCUCAGGAUUCAAUUCUGGUUCUUGGUGGGACACUGGUUCUUCCUCAUCCCAUGACCACUCCUCAUUCUGUGUCCUGUGUAACAAAGCCUCAUUCUGUGUCCUGUGCAAUGAAGCCUCAUUCUGUGUCUGUAACAAAGCCUCAUUCUGUGUCUGUGCAAUGAAGUCUCAUUCUGUGUCCUGUGCAAUGAAGUCCCAUUCUGUGUCUGUAACGAAACCUCUUUCUGUGUCCUGUGUAAUUAAUUGCAUGCUUCUCUCUCCAUGUGAAUGAAUAUGGAUCUUUAUGAAAGGACCUUUUGUUGUGGCCUUCCUCAUCCCUAAAGACAUUGUAAAAUAGUAAGUUGGUAGAUAAAAGUUGAAUUGACUCACUUAGUAUUACCUUACUCCCAGUACCUAGCACUGCUUAGUACUUCCUAGUACUCUUUGAACUCAUCCCCUCUUCAUUCAUUCAUAGAGCUUGAUUGCCAUUAUAGAAAUGCUACCAACCUUAGCUUAUGCCCUGCUAAUGUCAGUGUGCCACUGGAAUACCUACUCCUUCAACAGACAAGCCAUACACACAGCAAACACUGUGGCUCUUUGUCUGCCCUCUCCCCAACUGUGUGUUCCUUAAACUUUGGUCUUGAAUGUCAUGGACGUGGUGAUUCCCCUGGGAUUCAUGGAUCUUAUUUCAGAGACUCCUUUUAUGCGGGGUCUUAUAUCUGUGUAUGUGUACCUUCUGUUUUGUGAGAGGCGAUGUCAAUUAUUACCUAUUGUUGCACUGACUUGUAGGUAGAUCAGUAGGAGAUUUAGAUGCUCUUAUGCUGUGAGUUUGAUGUUAUUUCAUUAGCUGCAUGGUGUUUUCUGAUCUUGCAUUGAUUAGUUACUUUUUAAAAGUAUGAGCCAACAGUUCAGGAAUGCCUCCACAGUAUUCAAAAGGGAGGCAAUUUAAUGUUAUGAUCAGUUCUAGGUGGUAGUUCUUUAGAUUUUAUGUUUCAUUGGUCAUAAAAAUGUAAAAAAAAUGUAAAGGUACGAUAUUAAUAUAACUAUUAAAAUAACAACUGCUGCCUGUUAUCACUGUCAUGUAACAAAAGAUGUUUUAACUCCAAAAAGUAGGGGGCUAUGUGGUGACAGUAUGAACUGAAUAAACUAAAUGUUGUUAUAGAACUUUAUGUUAGAUGUACUCUUCUCAUUUUGCCUCGUAUGAUAGAACUUUUAUCAUACACCAGAACUGACCUAGUGUCUAACUUUCGACAUCUACCACUGUAGAUGUCAAACUGGCAUUUGUUUUAACAUUAAACCUUGUAAGAGGCUGGCAGUUCCUCUGGUGUUCAUCUAAUAUGCAGCAGACUGACAUUUAUUUUAACAUUAAACAUUGUAAAAGGUUGACAUCUAGUGUUCAUCUCAUAUGCAGUAGCUCAUAUUGUACAGGCGAAGUAGUAACCCCCCAUUUCACACACUCCUCUUACUGUGUGGUCCUACCAUUUCUAGCAUAGCAAUGCCAGUUUCUGGUCUCUCUUGAAUCCAGGGAGCCCAUGACUGUAGUUGAAAAUGGUCCUGUGUCAUUUCCAGUGCUAGGUUAUAAGAGGUUGGUUUGGCUUCUGCCUCAGUCUCUUAAGAUCCUGCCCUAGAAGCCAGUCUGUGGGGAGUCCAGCAAGGGAAGGAACUGUUGCUCAAGCCUGCAGCGCUGGCUGUGCUCUGCCCAGCUUAGCCAUUGCUCUCAACCUGCCCAGAUCAUGCAGUCAUCUUGGAAGUGAAUUCUCCAAUCAAGCCCCUGUUUGAUGUUAUGUGGAAUGGAGACACACUUUCUCUGCCAAGUUCUACCAAAAUCAUGAGCUUCUGAGAUAAAUAAAUGUUUUUGUUUUAAGCUA
Rattus norvegicus (Norway rat) is the source of this 5134-nucleotide messenger RNA. It is a transcript of the gene Ankrd45, whose product is annotated as ankyrin repeat domain 45. Gene Ontology annotation, biological process: cell population proliferation. Gene Ontology annotation, cellular component: midbody; cleavage furrow; cytoplasm. Lineage: Eukaryota; Metazoa; Chordata; Mammalia; Rodentia; Muridae. The record is from RefSeq and is a predicted model, not a curated record.